Messenger RNA from Erigeron canadensis, 870 nucleotides. RefSeq names its product protein PHLOEM PROTEIN 2-LIKE A10-like. The transcript has a single exon. The coding region runs from base 1 to 804 and encodes 267 amino acids. NCBI's taxonomy places the organism in Eukaryota, Viridiplantae, Streptophyta, Magnoliopsida, Asterales, Asteraceae. The record is from RefSeq and is a predicted model, not a curated record.
AUGACAAUGUUAACAAAAAGCUACCAAAUUACUCCAAGAAAUAGAAAAUGGGUGAUGUUAUUAGCUCUUUGUGGGCUAUCAAGUUAUGGUAUGUAUAAAGUUUAUAACUUGCCCUGUGUCUCCAGAAAGAGGAAAAGAUUUGCUAAGUUGUUAGGAAGUCUUAUUGUGAUUACAGAAAUGAUAUCUGAUUCCACAGACAUUUUAAGUGUAGUUUCUAGGGACUUGAAGACAUUUCUAACAUCUGAUCAAGACCAGAUUCCUAAUAGUAUGAAGCAGUUAACGAAAAUUGCGGUCUCAAAUGAGUUUUCUAGCUCAUUGAGUCGGGUUUUUGAGGGUGCAACAUUGGGAGUUGUUAAGGGUAGUUUUGAAAUAGAGAAAGAUAAUAAGGAAGUGGCAGAGACAUCAAGAUUAAAAGAUAAUGUUAUAGAGAAACUGAUGUCUCAAUCUGGCACUGGAUUUGUUUCUGUUGUUGUUGGUAGUUUUGCGCGUAAUUUAGUGUUGGGGUUUUAUUCGAGUGGGAAAUGUGAGUCGGGUUCUAAAUUAGCAACAUAUUUGGAUGAAUGGGUUGGUGUUUUGAGUACAGAGAAGACUAAAGUGGUCAUUGGUGAUUUGAUCAAGACAAUUGUGAGCACUGUUGUGGCUGUUUAUCUUGAUAGACCGACGAGUAUGAACGUUUAUGACAAUAUUUUAUCCGGGUUGGCUGAUUCUAAGUAUCAAAAACGCAUUAAGGACGUUUUGGUUUAUGUCUCUAAUGGAGCUGUCGAGACUUUUAUUAAAACAUCUCAUCAAGUUCUUACAUCAUGAUUGUUUUGUUGUUAACUUGUUAUACUUGAAAUUAAAUGAUUUUCUUGUCGUACAUUAUGCUUGAAG